GCAAAAAUAGGACAAAAAGAGUUAAUCUGACAAAACUACCCUUAAUGAUCUCAACUAGUAUGUUCGCACCGCUGAUUCAUCCAUCAAGCCACUGCACUCAUCCUCCUGCACACUUCGAUGAAGUCAUAUGGAAUUCUCUGAUGAAGUCAGAGUGCAGGAGGCGGAAGAAGAAUAAGAAGAAAAGAGGAAGAGGAAGAGGGAGAGGAAUACCUGAUUUUGCCGGAGGAACCGUUGAAGUGGCGGCAGCCGGCAUGGAGCAAACGGCUGAGAUUUUCGUGGUCGGGAUCGGUCGAUUUCCCUCAAGCUGCGUCCAUGGCAACUGAGUCGGAACGGAAGGCUGGUUGUAAUUGCAAGUGUGUAGCAAUCCAUGGAAGAGAAUCGGGGAAUGUGAUUUUGGGAUAAAGGGUAAAAGUGUAAU
Cuscuta epithymum is the source of this 418-nucleotide messenger RNA. NCBI's taxonomy places the organism in Eukaryota, Viridiplantae, Streptophyta, Magnoliopsida, Solanales, Convolvulaceae. The record is from the annotation of a GenBank genome assembly.